Messenger RNA from Ostrinia furnacalis (Asian corn borer), 4052 nucleotides. RefSeq lists its product as uncharacterized. Bases 1 to 3018 code for a protein of 1005 amino acids. NCBI's taxonomy places the organism in Eukaryota, Metazoa, Arthropoda, Insecta, Lepidoptera, Crambidae. Gene Ontology annotation, cellular component: perinuclear region of cytoplasm; nuclear envelope. The record is from RefSeq and is a predicted model, not a curated record. Gene Ontology annotation, molecular function: kinesin binding. Gene Ontology annotation, biological process: nuclear migration; nucleus organization; cytoskeleton organization. The transcript is spliced from 10 exons.
AUGAACGCCACGGUCGUAUUACAACGCGACGUGGAAUGCCACGGUCGGAUCGUGAGCUCCGUGGUGCGCCUGUGCGGCGGAGGCGACGCUGCGCGCGCGCUGGAAAGACGCUGGCACCUGCUGUACUUGAGGGCCAUUGAGUGGCAGUGCCAUCUGGAGGCGUGUCUUGCCAGGAUCGAUAAUCAGGGUGGGGCGUCAGUGGAAGCGGCGAGCGACAGCGACGACGAGCCCGCUCUGAAGCAGCCCCGGCUCAGCAGGCGAGGCUCCCCGCGACGACAGCGGACACCCGUCAACAGGAGGAGGCAGCGCUCGGAGGACAGCCGGCAAUCCGCCUCUGAGGAGGAACAAGAAUAUGUGCUGACCUACACCUGGCGCGGCUUCGGCUCGGACUGUGAAUCGGAGGUGGCUCGCUACCACGACCACAACAUGGCGGACGAGCGGCGAGUGCCUUGCGCGCGCGAUAUGGCUUCCCCGCACACGGACCAGACCGUCCCCGGGGCGUUGGACCAGAUGGAUGGCAUCGAACUGAGCACGACGAUCAACAUAGAGGAAAAGCUGAAAACGCCACCGACCGUCAUCAAAAGAAAGAAACCAGUGGACUCAUCGAAAUUCAACCAAUCCGACAGAAAAUCUAAGAACUGUGCAACUUUCUACUUCAGACACCACGAUACGGACUCUGACAGACAAAUGAUUGAAACCGACGAGAAAUCUCAAGAAGAAUCAUCAGAAGAAGACGAAUGGACUUACGUUGGUGCUCCUAAAAUUGCGAAUGAAGAUUCUACGGAUAUAAUGACGUCAUCAGUGGAGAUACAAUGCGAAUUACCUUUGGAUGAAAAGAAAGAUACCGCGUCUCCAAAGCCGAAAUUGGAAUCGUCUACGCCAGAUUUACUUCGUGUGGAAAAUACCAGAUGUAAAGAUAUUGAAAGAUUGGUCAUACAGGCUGAGGAAUUGGUGCAGAAGCAAGCUCAACAAAUGGCGAAGAAGAAAGGAUCAAGGACGUUUAAACCGCUCAUGUUUGAAGAGGAAGGCAAGAAUAUAAACAGGAACAAAAUGUCGCGGAUAAAAGAAUGGCUCAAUCAAAGCUCAGAUGGCAAAAACGAUAGUAAUCAGGGCACGGAAAGUUAUGAUGCAUCUGGCGAAUACACAACAGAGAGUGAAGUUGACACCUCGCUGACGUCAGAGGAACGGAACCUGCACUCCUCAAUGGAUAUGAGCACGUCAACCUGCACUGUCACUCCUACGCACCACGCCAAGGUACAACUGCGAAAGAAGCGGGGCGGCAACAGCGCGCGCCCGUGGUCGGUGUCCUGUCUCUCUCAGCUGAGCGGGGCGGUGGCUUCUCUCGUGGCCACGCCCACAGCGGGCGACGUUGCCGCUAUGUCGCACAACAUGUCGAUAUCGGAGUCAGCGCUCAAUACGUUGGCGUCGCCGCAAAGGGUGACGCCGGCUAAUUCGAACUCGAAAUUGAGAGGCAGUUCGACUACAGUGCAGGGCCACGUAUCCAGCACAAACACAAUGACAGAAGCCUGCACAUCCUGCGUCGAAACCUCCGACAAGCAGUGCUGGCUGCGACGCAAGCGACUCAAGCUGCGACGUCACAACAACUCAGCCAGAAGGGAGCGCCUGGUCAAAAGCCAGUCCUUCUGUGGACGACUCAGUCCCGAGAUAGAGGAUAAGCACGAGAGAAGUGCUGCCAGCGACCCCGCUACUAGCAGGAAGGGACGGUUCGACACAACCUCAACAUCGGGCAACGACAGCGACGAAGACCUGCGCAAAAGCAUAGAGAAGACCCACAUCUCCACACGAGACCAAGACAGUGCCAUUCCAGAACAGAACGAGCAAGAAACUGUGGCCCCAAGCUUCAAACUAGGCCCGGCAGGGGGCGCAGUCAGGCCCCGUAUAGCAAGAAGUACGGAGAGGGAAAGAUCCUUCUUAGCGCUGAGUUUGGGAGACCCGAAUCAACUGUGGGAUCUGAGUAUGGAUAAGGACUCAGAUGUGGAUAAGAGUGUGACGGCUGGGACGGAGGAACACAGCUCGUUUUCGGAGCAGGCCUGGGACUUUUACCAGGAAAAGUACAACUCCGAGCCGUACUCCGAAGCCCCGGACUCCGACGCCGCGCGCCGCUUACUCGAGUUCGGCGACGACUACCGCGCCUUCCUGGACUCGCAGUCCGACUGCUGCUCAAGCCUGUCCGCUCAGCCCGAGCGAGCCAGCCCCUCCCGUCGCCGGCCCUCCGCCUCCCGCGAGAGAAGCCUCCCCCGCCACAAACGCCCCACUAAGGAGGGAAGGUCCCCCGACGAACCCCCACGAAAACCCAAAAAGUCAAUGUCCAGCGCCGAACGCAAAAAAUCACUACUCGACAGCCUCGAGCGCUCCCGAAACAACACCAGCAUCGAAAGCAACGAUGGCGUACGACGCCGCAAAACGGACCCCAAAAACAACAAGCGCUCGCCCGAAUUCGAUUUGCUCAACGUCCAAGCUCUCAGCCGGAGGCGACACAGCUCAAACCUAACCAGCGAUGAAAUCAACAGCUCGUUAGAAUACACCGAAGUCAACAACCGCCCUGACAUCUUAGACUCUUUAAAUCGAAGACGGCGAACCGAAAAAGACGGCGAGAGCGAACUCCAAAAGAUCGCAUUAUCCGAAUUGCGACGGCGCUCGACCGAAAGCGCGGACUCUGAAGACGAAUCGUCCAGCCCGAAGAAGCACAGCCACCGCACCUGGGGGGAGGACUCCGAUUCGGAGUCCGAGGAAGUCCGGUCUCUAGUCCGUCGCUCGAGCACGCAGCUGGAAGCGGUCGAGGCUCUCAUGGCGCGCCAAGACGCGUCGCCAGACCUGCUCCGAGCAUUCGACUACGUAAGGAACAAAUUCGAUACCGAUUACAGUAGUAGUUUCACGGACAGCGAUGAUGACGUCGCGUCGUGCGUCACCCGGCGCCCCGCAUGCUUCAGGGCCAGGCUGUGUCUAGCACUAGCCGCCUUCUCGAUACUUGUAAUAGUCUACAUACAUUUACAAUGACACUUGGCUUGGGCUUGUGUGAUAUUUAUUAUUAUGUAUGUAAGUAUACGUAUAAAAUUCGCUGCGAUCGUCAGACUACGUGAGAAUGUGGUUAAAAGUCGAAUGAAUGACGCGUCGUUAUAGAAAAAAUUGUAUAUGUGCAAACUACACUACAACGAAAUUGUACAAAUUGUAUUAUUUAUAUUUAAAUUGUUAAUAUAAUCGUAAUAACUACUAUGAGUUAAGUUAAUUAACGGUUAAGUUGGUUGAAGUCUGACAAUCGCAGCCUACGUGCCCAUCAGAAAAUAAUUCUACUAACAUACUUAGUAUACAUUUAUUAUUCCAUUUAUAAUAACUUCUAAUACAGGCUCACUUAAGAUCAGUUUAACUGGCAAAAGUGAGGCAUAUAUCUUAUCAUUCCUAUGGUCACGUAUUUGGUUUUUUUUUUCAACUAACACCCCGUUUGUCGUGUGUUUUGUGAUUGUAGUUUUUUUACUAACUGCCUGUUUUGUUUUUCUUUAUUUUUUAAUAUUUUCGCCUCUAUCCGGUGGUGAUAACUUGGUGCUAGGGCAAGUCUAACUAGAAAAUGCUUAAAUUAAAUAAUAACUUAUACGCUUAUGUACUGUGGUGCAAAGGUACAGAAAGUUUCGGUCAGGAAUCAUUCCGAGUUACCUGUGGCAUACGACGAUUAAAAAGUAAAAUGUCCGUUUGACGGCUGUCACAUUGACGUUUUCGUUAACGUUCAGAAAUGUGAGGCGAUGGCAAGGUUACGAAUUAUGAGCGGAUAAUUUAUUUAAUUUAUGAUCUAAGUACCUCAAAUAGAAACGAGAUUUCUUGUCAUUGAGUGAUAAUAGUUAUACGUUUAAUUAGCUCUGUCAAUAAUCUAUUUUUGUGUUAUAUCUACUAGAUUUCUCGCAUAAUAUUUACUUUGUAAAUGUAAUUUGACUGAACUCCUCAAUCUCUCACAGUAUAACUGUAUGUACUUACUUUGUUUAUAGGGAUAGGUUGUUAAUUGAUCUUAUUCUUAUACAAAAUGUUAAAGUAAAAGUGCUGUU